AUGGGCAGCGCCGGAGCCACCCUCGUCCGCUUCCUGUUGUUGGCCUCGAUCGUCGCCGGGUUCGCGGCGCAUCUCGCCGCGGGGGAGAAGGACUGCUACGACGAGAAGGACAUGAUCAUGCACAUCUGCAUCAAGAGCAUCAAGAAGGAUGGCUUCUACAUGCCCGCGAGCCAGGCCUGCAAAAACGAGGUGAAGAAGGUUGACAUGCCCUGCAUCUGCCGCGUCCUCACCCCCUCCGACGAGCAGACCGUCAGCCCCGUGAAGCUCGUCCUCCUCGCCCACGAGUGCCACAUCGAACUCCCCGUCGGGACUUACACCAUCGGGGGGCGGGUGCCACCACCAUCCGCGCAUGCGUGA
This is a messenger RNA of Triticum turgidum subsp. durum (durum wheat), 357 nucleotides long. The record is from the annotation of a GenBank genome assembly. Lineage: Eukaryota; Viridiplantae; Streptophyta; Magnoliopsida; Poales; Poaceae.